GAUUUCAACAAGCAGAGAAGAGGGCAUGCACAUUCUAUUCAGAGGAAAUGACUUCAGAAAAGGACAAACAUGUACUCUGGAACCAUGAGUUAGCACAGCUUGGUGGAAAUGUCAGUUUUGUGAGGUGCACUGAUAGAAGACAAAAUUAGUUCAAAGCAUGAUAUCUGGAAGUUCAUUGUCAGAGACACAAUCAAAAAAAUUAACGAGAGAGUCGCUGGACACUGGACAGAUGGCGUUGACUUUGGCCCAACUUGAGACCUUGGAACUUUGCCUAAAGGAAGCAGAAGAAAAGACUAAAACCUUAUCGGAACAGCUUGCAGUCUCUGAAGGAACAAAAUCAAAACUUCUCGAACAAAUUACUUGGCUGGAGGAAAAACUAAAGGCUCUGGACCAUAAGGAAGCCAUUUGGGGACAGCAUGAGAAGAUGCUUCUUUUGAAAGACCAGUGCAUUGAGAACCUGCAAGCUGAAUUAAAAGCUUCCGAGGAGCAACUCAUAGCCUAUAAACUAAAGCACAAAAAGAAAAUGAAAAAACUAAAAACUGAUUUGGCAACAGCUAAGCAAGAGGCUGCCUUCACAAUCAUGGAACUCAAUGAGAAGAUAAAGAUGCUCUGUGAAGGAAAGCCAGCCCCUAGAGAAGACAACUUGUCAGAAGAAGAGUUCUGUGGUGGUCUCCCUCCUAUGGAAGAGAGUGAUAGGAAAAUUAGCCUCAUCAUGGAACUGUCGACCCAGCUUUCCUUUCAGACAGAGAAGAUCACUGAGUUGGAAGAAGAGUUGGAGGAGAAGGAAAGGAUAAUUCAGCAGCUGGAAGACAAAUGGGAGCCCCAUGUUUCCCAAAAGGAGGAAAACUCUUCAGAAUGUUUAGAAGAAACCCCAAUUUUCUUUAAUCAUAGCAUCCCUCCUAUGGUCUCUGAUUAGGAUAAAGAAAAACAAUAAAAGUUUAUUAAGUAUCCUCAAGGUAAAGUCCAGAACCCAAGUAGUCUCCUCACUGACAAAUUCAAGUUCAAGUUCAUGGUUCCUAUAAUGUUCAUAUUAGAAAAAAAACAAAACAAAAAAGGUUUAUUCAGAAACAAACACUAAAUAUUUCCUCUGCAGACAGUAGUAGUCACAUAAUCCACAGAGCUAUAGAAUACUAUCCUUUUAGACA
Marmota monax (woodchuck) is the source of this 1145-nucleotide messenger RNA. It is a transcript of the gene Ccdc192, whose product is annotated as coiled-coil domain containing 192. The transcript has 7 exons. Lineage: Eukaryota; Metazoa; Chordata; Mammalia; Rodentia; Sciuridae. The coding region runs from base 158 to 916 and encodes 252 amino acids. The record is from RefSeq and is a predicted model, not a curated record.